Messenger RNA from Dothidotthia symphoricarpi CBS 119687, 1885 nucleotides. RefSeq lists its product as uncharacterized. The record is from RefSeq and is a predicted model, not a curated record. Gene Ontology annotation, molecular function: transcription coregulator activity; RNA polymerase binding. Bases 38 to 1750 code for a protein of 570 amino acids. Lineage: Eukaryota; Fungi; Ascomycota; Dothideomycetes; Pleosporales; Dothidotthiaceae. The transcript is spliced from 2 exons. Gene Ontology annotation, cellular component: nucleus.
GCCUACUCUGGUCUUAGGACGCGUUUCGAGCUUUACAAUGUCGGAUAUACCCACGCGACCGCCCGCGCCAGCACCGCCGCUUCCUGCGGGCUGGACCGAGCACAAGGCACCUUCAGGACACACGUACUUCUACAACAAGGAGACGAAGAAAUCCACGUAUACUCGCCCUGUAGCCGAAACACCGCAGUUUUACAACCAUCCUCCACCAUCAGCACCGUCCACGUUCGAUGCGACACCCAACUACAACAUCCACAACGCUCAGCCUGCCCAAAAUGCUUUCAAUCCACAGCAGCAGAUGCAGAACCUCAUAUUUGGGAGCGCGCCAAGACAAGCUUUUCAACAUAGCGGACCCCAGCACCAGGGACGAGGCGGACAUCGUGGAGGUUUUCGUGGAGGGCACAACAACUAUGUCGAGAGAAAGCGACCGCAGGAAGACAGGCCAAAGCACCGCCAGGACAUACCAAACUGCGCGCCCUGGGUGCUGGUCAAAACGAAGCUGGGAAGGAGGUUUGUGUGGAACAAGGACACGAACGAGAGUUUCUGGAAGUUCCCGCCCAACGUGAUGAAGGCUGUGGUCGAGUUUGAUCGAAGAGAGCGCGAGAAGAAGGAACGCAAGGAACGAGGGGAGCCAAGCGACGUCGAAGAGGACACCGCCAUGGCAGACAUCGAGGCAGAACUUGCGGCGGCCGAAGAGGAGGUCGAGAUAGUCGAGGUUGAUGGCGAGGAGGGCAUGGAGAAUGAUGAGGAGUAUGAGGAAGUUGAGGUCACAGAUGAUGAGGGAGAAGGAGCAGAGAACGCAUCUAAGCGCCAACGAACGGAGGAACCGACUGGAAACCCUACCCAAGAAGAAGACGACGAUCUAGCAUGGCAGCUCGCGCAGAUGGAAGAGAUGGAAAUGGGCGACGAAUAUGAAGAGGAAUACGACGACGAAGUCCCUGCAUUGACCGAAGAAGACUGCAAAGCCUUGUUCAAAGAGCUGCUAGACGACACACGAACAAGUCCCUUCACGCCUUGGGACAAGAUCCUAGACCAAGGCGUCCUAUACGACGACGAACGCUACAAAGCCCUGCCAAACAUGAACGCGCGCAAAGACUGUUUCAAUGAAUGGGCGCGUGACAAAGUGCAAUUCCUCAAAGAAGAAAAAGCCACACAGCAAAAGCGCGACCCACGGAUACCAUACCUCGCCCUCCUCGACAAGCACGCAACACCAAAGCUCUACUGGCCCGAGUUCCGCCGCAAAUUCAAAAAGGAGCCUGAGAUGAAAGACGGCAAGCUCUCCGAUAAAGACAAGGAAAAGCUGUACCGCGACCACAUCAAACGACUGGGCAUGCGCCACUCGGACCUCAAAUCCGAUCUGUCCGCCCUCCUCAAAGCCCAACCCCUCGCCGCUCUCCAUCGCUCAACCACGAUCGACACCCUCCCCUCGUCUAUCCUCACCGACCUGAAAUACAUCUCCCUCCCACCUUCGACCCGCGACUCCCUCAUCGAGACGUACAUCUCGACCCUGCCCCCAGCCCCCGAGGGCGCGGCGUUGUCCGCGGAAGAAGAAGCCGAGCGCGCGAAGAAGCGUGCAGAAAGGGAACGCAGAGAAAAAGCGCUCGCGGACCGUGAGCGCCGUGUGCAGGAGGAGAAGAGGCGGCAGGAGCGGGACCUGGCGUUUGGCAAGGGGCGACUGCGCGAAGAAGAAGCGGAGAUUGAGCGCGCGAUGAGAGUGGGGAAAGAGGGGCUGCGGGGGCAUUUGAAUGCGUAGAUGUAAUUAUUCGCUAAUAUGAGUUGUGGUAUGGAUGAAAAUUGAGGGGUUUCAGGGGACGUGGAAGUGAACGAUACCCGUUUGUAAUACACGCAAAGCUAGACAUUAGUGUGUCAUUUUGCUGACUGAUAGGCG